Messenger RNA from Bipolaris maydis ATCC 48331, 1105 nucleotides. The record is from RefSeq and is a predicted model, not a curated record. NCBI's taxonomy places the organism in Eukaryota, Fungi, Ascomycota, Dothideomycetes, Pleosporales, Pleosporaceae.
AUGGGCAAAGCGGAAGCCGGAAGUACAAAAUGGGUUGCGAAUAAGAUGAAGUCGAAGGGGCUGCAGCGCCUGCGCUGGUGGUGUGAGCCCUGCCAGAAGCAAUGUCGCGACGCCAACGGAUUUAAAUGCCACGUACAGAGCGAGAGUCAUGUCAGGAACCUCCAGAUUGUCGGCGAGGACCCAAAGAAGUUCAUCAACAACUUCAGUAAUGACUUCCAGAGGGAUUUUAUUAACUUGUUGCGCACGGCGCAUAACGAAAAGUGGAUAUCUGCGAACAAAUUCUACAAUGAGUAUAUCAGGGAUAAGGAGCAUGUACAUAUGAAUGCUACGAAAUGGAGUUCGCUCACAGAAUUUACAAAGCAUCUUGGUCGCGAGGGAAUUUGCCAUGUCAAGGAAGACGAAAAAGACGGCCUGAUGAUUGCAUGGCGGGACACCAGUGCUGCAGCGGUACAGAGACGCAACGAAAUUGCGGAAUUAGAGGCCGCCGAAGCGCGCAGCGGAGCCGGUGAAGACAAGAUGCUCAAGAAGAUGGCAAAACGUGCUCAGGAAGAAGCCGAAGCUAAAAAAGCUAUCGAAGCGAAACGAGCGGCAGCCCAGGCAGCAGUACAACAACAAAUUACCCCACCCGCGGAAGAAGCCUCGUCAACAGAAGGCAAGAAAUCGGAUUCACCGGCGGAUGUGGAGAAGCAAGGGGAAGAAAAGAAAGACGGCGAGGAAGCGAAGGCCGAUGCAGCACCCGUCAAAUUGAGUUUUGGCCUAAAGGCAAAGGCCGCUCCAGCUAACAAGGCUGGCCUUGGACAAAUGAAGAGUCAAAGCAUCUUCAAACGAAAAAAGGAUGAUGCGUCGGAGCAGAAGCCUGUGAAGAAAGUCAAGCUUUGAGGAGGGGACCAAGCAUUUCGAUUUUUGUUAAGUAUAGCGUGGCGUAUGGAGCAUUGUGAUGGGAUAUAUUGUACCAAGGACUGAUACCAUGGAUCUGGGGUCGUCAUAGCAGCAAAAUAGACUACGUUUUACUCAGCCUCCGAGCUUCGCACAUAUGCGGUAUGUCAUUCGACAGAUAGAGGACAGGCCUAGCUAGAGAAGCGUAAUUGAUUAAUGGAGCAUACGU